CUAUCUGUUGUCAAGUCAAUGUUGUCAAAAUGGCGAAUCGAACCGUAAAAGACGCGAAAUCUAUUCGCGGCACAAAUCCUCAAUAUUUAGUGGAAAAAAUAAUCAGAUCUCGCAUUUACGAUUCCAAAUAUUGGAAAGAAGAAUGUUUUGCUUUAACUGCCGAAUUAUUAGUGGACAAAGCCAUGGAGUUACGCUAUAUCGGUGGAGUGCACGGAGGAUUCAUUUAUCCCACACCGUUUUUGUGUUUAGUGCUGAAAAUGUUACAAAUACAACCUGAAAAAGAUAUUGUGGUUGAAUUUAUAAAGAAUGAGGAGUUCAAAUAUGUUCGUGCAUUGGGAGCAUUCUAUAUGAGACUCACAGGUUCGUCUUUGGAUUGUUACAAAUAUUUGGAACCCCUUUACAAUGAUAACAGAAAGUUGCGGCGACAAAAUCGCGAAGGGCAGUUUGAAAUAGUUCACAUGGACGAGUUCAUAGACGAGCUUCUUCGAGAAGAACGUCUCUGUGACGUAAUUUUGCCGCGAAUACAGAAGAGGCAUAUUCUUGAAGAAAAUAAUGAAUUGGAACCGAAAGUAUCGGCACUGGAUGACGAUUUGGAUGAAGAUAUGCCUUCGGAUGAGGAUAACGCAGAUGGUGAAGCCAAAGAAAAUAAAAGAGAUAAAGAUAGACGGGACAGAGAUAGGAAGCGAGACAGGUCACAUGAUCGCGAUCGCCGAGACAAAGACCGAAAAAGAGAACGCUCCAGAAGCAGAGAACGUGAAAGACGAAGAGAGAGAGAAAGGGAGAGGGAACGCGAGAGAGAAAGGGAUAGAGAGCGUAUACGUGAACGUGAGAGGGAGAGGGAAAAGGAAAGAAGAGAGCGACAUGAAGUGGAUAGACGAAGGGAUAGAGGGAGAUAUUAGAUUAUUAAGAAUAAAAUAUUUUUUAAGGA
Maniola jurtina (meadow brown) is the source of this 928-nucleotide messenger RNA. RefSeq names its product pre-mRNA-splicing factor 38 (gene Prp38). The transcript is spliced from 2 exons. The record is from RefSeq and is a predicted model, not a curated record. NCBI's taxonomy places the organism in Eukaryota, Metazoa, Arthropoda, Insecta, Lepidoptera, Nymphalidae. The coding region runs from base 30 to 899 and encodes 289 amino acids. Gene Ontology annotation, cellular component: precatalytic spliceosome.